AAAUCAGCUUUUUUUAUAAUAGAGAAAAACGAAACUGUGUCGAACGUCCUAGGCUGCUCUGAUUCUUCUUCAAGUAUUUAUCAUCUUCUCAUUCCAAUCCAAUCCUCAAUUUCCAACCCUACUUUCUAUACGCCCCUUGUUUCAUUUCGCUCAGAUUCAACGGGGGUGAAGGAACCAAAAUGGCGUUCAUUUCGCAGGCAGGCCCAUCUUAUUGUAUUCGCACUGAGGUCACAAGAUGUACAAGUGGACACGCUGGGGUUUUUAGCAUGACAAACAACUUAGAGGCAUCUAGGAUGAAAGAAACUUGUGUUAGUUUCUCGUCCUCAUCACGCCAUUCUGCCAAAGUGGGUCAAAUUUUACAUCUAGACAAUGCAGGGGCAGGAAUUCGAAGAGGGCAUAGAGGGAUUGUUGCUGCUAGCCCUCCUACUGAGGAUGCUGUGAUUGCCACAGAACCACUGACCAAAGAGGAUCUUGUAGCUUACCUUGCCUCAGGGUGCAAGUCUAAAGAAACAUGGAGAAUUGGUACAGAACAUGAGAAGUUUGGUUUUGCGUUUGGAACUUUACGUCCAAUGAAGUAUGAACAGAUAGCCGAGCUGCUUAAUGGCAUCUCUGAGAGAUUUGAUUGGGAUAAAGUAAUGGAAGGUGACAACAUCAUAGGACUGAAACAAGGGAAGCAAAGCAUAUCACUGGAACCUGGGGGUCAGUUUGAGCUUAGUGGGGCACCUCUGGAAACUUUACAUCAAACUUGUGCAGAGGUUAAUUCACACCUCUAUCAGGUGAAAGCUGUUGCUGAGGAAAUGGGAAUUGGGUUUGUAGGAAUUGGUUUUCAGCCCAAAUGGGGACUUAAAGAUAUACCUGUUAUGCCAAAGGGAAGAUAUGAGAUAAUGAGGAAUUACAUGCCAAAAGUGGGCUCACUUGGACUUGACAUGAUGUUUAGGACAUGCACUGUUCAGGUCAAUCUGGACUUUAGUUCGGAGGCUGACAUGAUCUGCAAAUUUCGUGCUGGUCUUGCUUUGCAGCCUAUAGCAACAGCUCUAUUUGCGAAUUCACCAUUUACUGAAGGAAAGCCAAAUGGUUAUCUCAGCAUGAGAAGCCAUAUUUGGACAGACACUGAUAACAAUCGCACUGGCAUGCUUCCCUUUGUCUUUGAUGGCUCCUUUGGGUUUGAGCAGUAUGUUGAUUAUGCUCUUGAUGUUCCAAUGUAUUUUGUUUAUCGCAAAAAGAAGUAUAUCGAUUGUGCGGGGAUGUCAUUCCGGGACUUUUUGGCUGGAAAACUUCCAUGUCUUCCUGGUGAAUUGCCAACUCUUAAUGAUUGGGAGAAUCAUCUGACAACAAUAUUUCCUGAGGUUAGGCUUAAGAGAUACUUGGAGAUGAGAGGUGCUGAUGGAGGGCCUUGGAGGAGGUUAUGCGCUUUGCCAGCAUUUUGGGUAGGUUUAUUAUAUGAUGAAGUCUCACUUCAAAAUGUUCUAGAUAUGACAGCUGAUUGGACCCCAGAAGAAAGAGUAAUGCUGCGGAAUCAGGUCCCAAAAACUGGUCUUAAGACUCCAUUUCGAGAUGGUUUGCUGAGGCAUGUUGCUGAAGAUGUCUUGAAGUUGGCAAAGGAUGGUUUAGAAAGACGAGGGUAUAAAGAAUCAGGGUUCUUGAAUGAGGUGGCUGAGGUUGUUAGAACAGAUAACUUUAUGACAGGUGUAACACCGGCCGAAAAGCUUUUAGAGAUGUACCAUGGGAAGUGGGGAGAGUCUGUGGAUCCUGUUUUUGAGGAGCUGCUCUACUAAAAUAGAAUAAGUUUUCUGCCAUUUUAGUGGUGACCUACUUGUUAUCCUGGGCUGAAUUUUGGUGCAAUCCUUCUGUUUCUUCCAAACUGUUUUCAAAUUACAGUUGUAGGAAUAAAGGGUGUUGUAAAUUCUUGCAUGAGGAUCCUCAUGGAUCUUGCACCGAAUCUAACCAGAUCAAACUUCUGUUGAACUCUGUUGCAAACAAGUAAGAAUUAGUGAAGAAUCCAUGAAAAUGUAAGAUGAACUUAUGAAGUUGUAAUAAGGUUAUUGUUAAUUUGAUUAUAGUAGGUUCUUUUCACUUGCAA
Mangifera indica (mango) is the source of this 2080-nucleotide messenger RNA. Its product is annotated as glutamate--cysteine ligase, chloroplastic. Gene Ontology annotation, molecular function: glutamate-cysteine ligase activity. Bases 180 to 1775 code for a protein of 531 amino acids. The transcript is spliced from 15 exons. The record is from RefSeq and is a predicted model, not a curated record. Lineage: Eukaryota; Viridiplantae; Streptophyta; Magnoliopsida; Sapindales; Anacardiaceae. Gene Ontology annotation, biological process: glutathione biosynthetic process; modified amino acid biosynthetic process.